UUUUCCUGUCUCUAGUACAUUACCUCGUUUGUAUCUACCGACACCGGCUGUAUAACUGUGUCCGGUAAAAGGAAAUCACAAGCCUGUAGCUUUGCUGAAACAUGAUGCCGUCGCGGAUAAGCCCUGUUGUUAUGUGGAGUGGGUUUAUUUAAAAAUAUAGCUAUUCCGAUCAUCGUCCAUCUCAGAACGAUCAGAGAAAUUUGAGUUUAGGUAUUGUGAUUGGACACACAGGGGAGAAAUUGGGUGACAAGAGCGCUGCAGAAACGCAGUAGGGGUACAUUGUAUCAAGUAACCUAUAGUUGUUGCUGAUAACGCGAUAUGUUUUAGCGGAACGUUAAGGAAACGUCUUGCAUUCGAGGUCUCACACCCAGCUGUGUAUGCAGUUGUCAAGGACGUUUGUGGUGAUUCCUGUGCAGUGAUUGUCCCACGGCGUCUCUCUGAGUACCCGUAUUUACUCUGGGCACCGUUGGCCUGUCAGAGAGACCCUGAGCUCAGGGACCACACUGCUCUAGGACCCCAUGGCUCUGGGCUGUCCAUCUUCCAAGGGCUCAUGGUCCUGGCUGGCUGAGCUGCUGCUGCUGGGGCCCCUGCUGGUCCUGCUGGUGUCUGGGCUUGGUACGUCGCUAGGCCAGAAUGUCUACACCAACACAUGGGCCGUCCACAUCGCUGGAGGACCGGAUGAGGCCAACCGCAUAGCUAGUAAACAUGGCUUUGUCAACCAUGGCAAUGUAUUUGGUGAUAUCUAUCACUUCCGGCACCAUUCUGUAGAGAAGAGGUCUUUGUCAGGUCACAGAGGGACACACGUCCGUCUACAGACGGAGCCUCAGGUGAAGUGGGCAGAACAGCAGCAGGUGAAGAGCAGGAAGAAGAGGGACAUCUACACAGAGCCCUCAGACCCCAAGUUCACCCAGCAGUGGUACCUGUACAAUGCUAAUCAUCGGGACCUGAAUGCUAAAGGUGCUUGGGAGAUGGGAUUCACUGGGAAGGGAGUUGUGGUGUCCAUCCUGGAUGAUGGUAUUGAGAAGAACCACCCAGACCUGAUAGCCAACUAUGACCCAGACGCCAGCUACGACGUGAAUGACGGAGAUCCAGACCCUCAGCCACGAUACACCCAACUCAACGACAACCGGCACGGUACCCGUUGUGCGGGCGAGGUGGCAGCGAUGGCCAACAAUGGGAUCUGUGGGGUUGGGGUCGCCUACGACGCCAAGAUUGGAGGAGUUCGAAUGCUGGACGGGGAGGUGACGGACGUUGUCGAGGCCCAGUCUCUCAGUCUGAAUCCGCAGCACAUCCACAUCUACAGUGCAAGUUGGGGCCCAGAGGAUGAUGGGAAGACCGUCGACGGCCCCGCCAAGCUUGCCAAGGAGGCCUUUCUGCGUGGCGUGACCGAGGGUCGCGGCGGCCUGGGCUCCAUCUUUGUUUGGGCGUCUGGGAACGGCGGACGCGAGAAGGACAGUUGUAACUGCGACGGCUACACCAACAGCAUUUACACCCUGUCCAUCAGCAGCUCCACCCAGAACGGCAACGUCCCCUGGUACAGCGAGGCCUGCUCCUCCACCCUCGCCACCACCUACAGCUCCGGCAACCUCAACGAGAAGCAGAUCGUGACCACGGACCUCAGGCAGAAGUGUACCGACACCCACACAGGGACGUCAGCCUCAGCCCCCCUGGCUGCUGGUAUCAUUGCCCUGGCACUGGAGGCGAAUAAAAACCUGACCUGGAGGGACAUGCAACACUUGGUGGUGAGGACAUCACAUCCCGCUCACCUACUCACCAACGACUGGCGGACCAAUGGGGUCGGUCGAAAAGUGAGCCACUCAUAUGGGUACGGCCUGCUUGAUGCCAGUGCUAUUGUGGCCCUGGCUAAGAACUGGACUAACGUCGGGCCCCAGAAGAAAUGUGUGCUUUCCAUGGCGGCCGAACCCAGGAACAUUGGGAGCCACUUGGUGAUCACCAAGACAGUGGACGGCUGUGCGGGAACGGACAACAAUGUGAGCUCCCUGGAACAUGCCCAGGCCCAGCUCACCCUCUCAUACAACCGCAGAGGGAACCUGGCCAUCUACCUGACCAGUCCCAUGGGAACCCGCUCCACCCUGCUCGCCCCCAGGCCUCAUGACUACUCCUCUGAGGGCUUUAACGACUGGGCCUUCAUGACCACCCACUCCUGGGACGAGGACCCGCGGGGAGACUGGACUUUGGAGAUUGAGAAUGUGGCCGGGGCCAGUGACUAUGGCACCCUGACCCAGUUCACCCUGGUCCUAUAUGGUACCGGCUCAGACUCCUCCAGCCCCACAGCCAAGGACGCCUCUCAGGCCAGUAACAGUAGAUGCAAGACCUUCGAUCUGCAGCAGAUCUGCAUCGAGUGCAACAGUGGUUACUACCUCUUUGAGCAGGGCUGUGUGAGGGACUGUCCAGCAGGCUACGCCGCGGGCUCCCAACCGCUCAACUACACCAUGGGGAACUUCGUGGAGCCAGCCUCUGUUCCCUCCUGCCUGUCCUGCUCCCUUCCAUGCCUUACCUGCAGCAGCGUCAGCCCCCAUGCCUGCCUCUCCUGCCCACCUCACAGCCACCUGGACUACGUGUCCGGCACCUGCCUCCACCUCAACCAGAUCCAGAGAGAGUCUCCCGGCAUGGACAUGGUGCGUCAGGGCGUGGCCCGUCCCCACCCGGAGCUUAGCUCCCAGCUGCCCAUCACCAUCGCGGUGCUGAGCUGCGUGGCCAUCAUGGCCACCUUCGCCGGGGUGUUUGUUCUGCUCCAGCUGAGGUCCGGAGCCCUGGUCAAACUGCCGUCACUGGAGGAGGCUAGCUCAGGUCUGAGGGGGGGCCUUGGCCUGGGGGGCAACAGAGUGGUGUCGUACCGCGGUAUCCCCACGGUGUGGGGCGACGACGGGAUUAACUCUGACACCGACAAUGACGAGUUUGAUGUCCACAACGAGCGGACUGCCUUCAUCAAAACACAAAGUGCCCUUUAACCCCCCCAUACUGCUGCUGUCUACCUCCUCUGCCCCAAUCAUUUUUUUUAAUUCUGGGCCGUCUGUCCUCUUCACACGGUCCUCUUUUUGCUUCUCUUCCCUGGUUCCGCUCCCUCUUUCUUCCUCCCAUUGGGUUUCAUCGCUCUGAUUUUGGUCUUCCGAUCUCCAGUGAAUGACCGGAUGGAAGAGAUGGCCUCGGUGGCUCUGCGCUCGCUUGACACUUGGGUGCUUUUCUAUUAAAAUGGCUGUCUGUGCCCUCUCGCCCUUAAUCACCAACAGACAGAGUGUCUGAGCACAGCCCGUUUCCCGUAUGGCUCCAGGGAUUCCCUGUGUCAAAAUAAACAAACCAUUAUUGUUUGCUCUCUCCCCCCUUUUCCCCGAUCUUUGGUUCCACUGCAGUAACCGGAUUAGUUUGUAAAUUGGGGGUACACAGCUGUGUGUGUGUGUGUUUUGGGUGGACAGCAAGAUCAGGGUAGGGUCAGGUUUCACAAUCCCCAUAGCGCCAGUGUUUUGAAGAAUCAGCCCCAGGCCCCUCCCGAAGCUGCCCAGUGUGAGCCGUGCUGCAGUGUGAGCUCGUAUCUCUCAGCACUAGCUUGAUACACGGCUGUGAGUCAUGAGAUUAGCAAUGCUUACCCUCCCUCAGCUAGGAAUUCAGGAGGCGUUCUGCUUUUUUCAAGUGGAUCGCAAAGGCGGGACUCAUGCGAUUCCGAGGGUUAUAUAUAGUCUCCUGACUUCCACUCCUCUCUGCUGCCCACUGCGGGGGAUAGAGAGGGUAUUGGGUUUGGACCGAGCUCACACCUGCUACCUGAUCACCAAAAAUAGGUCUGCGUUUUCACCUAGCUGCGCAUCCACACUUUACUGGGCUUUAGAGUUCAUACCACAUAAUAAUGCCUUUAAGAUUUAAAUUCCACUCCAGGCUUGUAAUUGCUCUGCUACUGAGUGUAUGACUGGAGGGGGGCUCACAGUGGUCUAAGGCUCCUACAGGGUUCUCUGAGCAGCUAUAGGGACAACUCAAGAAGCAAGCAGAAUAACAGCCUGGCUGUGAUUACAGGCUCGGGCUCCCCACUUGGCUAAUCUUGCCUUUCUGUAACUCACAAACACUUAACAUCUUGUUGGUUUAAUACUUUGCUGAAAAGAGCGAAGAGGUGGAGAGUGUUUCCAUCACAGGUUUGAGCAGGUGUCAGUUUUAAUAGCAGGACAUACUAGUGGCUGUGGGCUGAGAUACGAUACCUUGCUCGGCUGUGAAAUUUUUGUUUUCCUUUCAGCGGAUCUUAAAGACCUGCAUAUGUUUGUUAAAGAACUGAGGUUGGCUUUUAAGCCACCUCUUUUUGAUAUCAGGCCUGCACCGAAACAUAUCACAGCUUUUCUCCAAUUGCCCUCCAGUUGUCAUCAUCAUCAUCAUCAGGGAUGUCGAUGGUCUGUUAAUCUGUUUCAUAUACUUGCCAAUAAUGAAACAUUUCAGCUCAGAUGUAUUCCAAGGGAAUUUCUGUCUACUUAUAUCUUUAUUGAAAAACUUUUAAGUAAUAAUUUUUUUGGGCAGCAUAUCUUCCUUUUGCAAUCUGUACCUCACAAAGCAAUCCAUUGGACAGAUAUUGGAUCCAUCCAUCUUUUUGUUCUUUCAUGAUUAUUUUCAAGUUAUUUUCUAUUUCCAGAACAUACCAGGAGGCUUUGCUGAUAGGAGUUGUCAUAGUGAUGACAUGCAUUUUAGAAUUCUGCAGCCACUCAUCCCGUCCUCACAGCCGUGGCAGUAGAGUAUACUAUAUGUUCUAUAGUUAAUGAUGAAUGAUCAUACAGAUUGGAAGUGAAAACUCCUUGGAUAGGGAUAUUUCUUUUUAAAGCAUGGGAGUUUUCCCUUUCAUACAUUUUGCUCCUACUGUAAUAAUAAGACUACAUCUACAUUUAAGUCUUCAUCUACAGUACCAGGGCUAUAGGGCUCUCUUUCUCCUCCCCUAUUCUGCCUUGGCACAGCUUAAAGGUAAUUUGAUAUAUCCUAAUUUAUGCCCUCUGAAUAUAUUGCUUUUAGGAUUGUUUUUAAGGGGGUUGUCCCUGUGCUUUAAAUCUUUUGUAAUUAAAAAUCUUACUGAGAAAGAUGUAGUCUCCAAUACACAUACUGGGGGGUUGCUUGCCUUGGCCAACUAUGAAUUAGGAUGGUUUCACUAUUACAGAGAUGGAAGAGUGUUUUGUUUGGCCGUGGCUGAUGUAAAGUACAGCAAUUCCUGCUGUUAGUGAUGAUAAUGUGUUGUCUUAAAGUGAGGGAAUUACGGUUGAGCCACAGCAGAUGCAAUCAUUUCAAUCUGCCAACGUACUUCCCUCACAUUAUUGCCUUUAAUAUGGUCACUCCUGGAUGUGAAUAUAUCUCUGGCAUUAUGUCUAAGUAAACAGACAUCUACUGGAAAGGAGGUUGCUCCCCCUGCAGGGCAGCCUCAGUAUGACAGCUGAUUGCAGCAGAGUUUCUGGUAUUACCAAAGACAGCAAUUUAGAGUUGCAUUCAAUAAGAGUUCUCCUAGAGAUUGCAGAGUCUGGGUUGGGGAGGCGAUGUGAUCUGAGAUUUUUCUGGGUGCAUCUUUAUAAAUCAAAUUAAAAUGUCUUUUUUGAGCUCUUUCUGUUAUUCCUGCCUUUUAAUGUAGAGACCUCUCCAUCUUCACCCCUGCUUAGAAAGUUGUGAAGCUGAGACAAUCUUUGCUUAGACACAGGUUGGAUGAGGAGGGAGCAGAUUGAGAAUGUAACCCAUCCCCAUACAGUAAAGGGCUGAGUGUGUGUGCGUGUGUGUGUGUGUGCGUGCGCGUGUGUUGCGUAUGUGCUGUGUGUGUUAAAAAGAAACACUUGUGGGUGUAACUGAGCUGUGGACACAGCCCAUGAAACUCUGUCCACCUUUCCACACCUGCCCUUAUGAGGUCAUUGGCCUGAGGCUACAUACACCACCUAACAGAAACAGUGACCUACUGUACAGAAAUAAUGGAACAGAAUGACUACGUUAAAUGGGGGAUAAACUCUAAAAUAAGGCCUAUUUUUGUACUCUAUAUGUGGUGCAGUGUAAUUUUCUUUAAUUUAAAGAUUUUUUUUGCUCUUUUGUUAAUUUUUUCCUUUAUUUAAUAAAUGUCAAUAUGCUGAUUAUAGAUUCUACGAAAAAUAAAGAUCUAUGCAAACUUUA
Molecule: messenger RNA, 6123 nt
Organism: Esox lucius (northern pike)
Lineage: Eukaryota; Metazoa; Chordata; Actinopteri; Esociformes; Esocidae
Gene: furina
Product: furin (paired basic amino acid cleaving enzyme) a
Exons: 16
Coding region: 519-2972 (817 amino acids)
Biological process (GO): peptide hormone processing
Cellular component (GO): trans-Golgi network; Golgi membrane
Molecular function (GO): serine-type endopeptidase activity
Source: RefSeq, a predicted model, not a curated record